Arvicanthis niloticus (Nile rat) is the source of this 2806-nucleotide messenger RNA. Lineage: Eukaryota; Metazoa; Chordata; Mammalia; Rodentia; Muridae. The record is from RefSeq and is a predicted model, not a curated record.
AGUUCCGCGCGGGCGUGACAGCCAAGAGUGGGAGCACUCAAGGAAGUCGGCUUUCCCCUUAAGACUUUGCAGUCUUAACGUCUUUCUCACUGAGUUUCAGUCACUUUGCCAUUCGUCCUGGAAUGCUUGGUGGCGUGUCUCGACUGUCCGUGGCGCCUGGGCUCCCUCUGGUCACAUAGCAGUUGCUACACCUAUAAGUUUUCCUGAUCCCGUUGGUCUCGUAGGCCGCCGAGUCCAGUGCACUAAGAGCUGCUCGGCUCUAGGAGACAUCAAUACUUUUCCGACCCCGGCACAGGGCGAAAGGUGACCCUCAACCACGUACGGAACCAAAACCACUUCCCUCCAGCGCCACAUUGAGUCCGUUUCCUGCAGAGUAAGUGCCACCAUCGGAUCCUUCCCCGCCCUCCUAGAGGACCAGGUAGCCCCUCAGUUAGCCACCGCGCUCUGCCACCUUCCAGAUCUCCGUCCAAUUCCCCAGGACUCAGCCCAGACAGAGGCCAGCUUCAAGUCCGCCACUAUCCCAGGAUUCCCAACUCCGGGUUUCCGGCCCUUCUCCCCUCCCAGGUCCCGGCGCCUGCCGGAGCCGCAAGAUGGCGGAGGGAGACUACUUCGCGGAAGCCGCGCGGGCUGUGGGGUGUCCCCAUGCACCUGUUCCUGGCUUGAGCCUAGGCCCGCCGCUGGGCUGGAAAGAGCGGCUGAAGGCCGGGCUGGCGAACUCUGGGUCCACACUGUGGUUCCUGGCGGGGCUGGGUCUACUUUACGCUCUGAGGGUCCCGCUGAGGCUGUGUGACAACGUGACAGCGGUGACAGGGUUUUUAAGUUCACUGACACCCAAGUUCUAUGUGGCACUUACAGGGACAUCUUCUUUGAUAUCUGGACUAAUAUUUAUAUUUGAAUGGUGGUACUUCCAUAAGCAUGGCACAUCUUUUAUUGAACAAGUGUCUAUAAGCCAUUUGCGCCCACUGAUGGGAGGAACAGAGAGUAGCAUUUCAGAGCCGGGCUCUCCUGCCAACAGCAGAGAAAGUGAAACCCUCAGACACCACCAUCUAUCAGAAUGCAAGGUCUGGAGAAACCCUUUAAACCUCUUUAGAGGAGCAGAGUAUAGAAGAUACACUUGGGUGACUGGUAAAGAGCCACUUACUUACUAUGACAUGAACUUGUCUGCCCAGGAUCACCAGACCUUUUUCACCUGUGAAACAGACUUUUUACGUCCUUCAGACACAGUUAUGCAGAAGGCAUGGAGGGAGAGAAAUCCUCCAGCUCGCAUCAAAGCAGCCUAUCAAGCUUUACAGUUAAACAAUGACUGUGCCACUGCCUACGUUCUACUGGCGGAAGAAGAAGCAACAACCAUUGUAGAUGCUGAAAGGUUAUUUAAACAGGCACUCAGAGCGGGAGAGAUAAUUUAUAGACGGUCACAGCAAUGCCAACACCAGAGUCCUCAGCAUGAAGCUCAACUGAGGCGAGAUACCAAUGUACUUGUAUAUAUUAAGAGAAGAUUGGCAAUGUGUGCGAGAAAAUUGGGAAGAAUACGAGAAGCAGUGAAAAUAAUGAGAGAUUUGAUGAAAGAAUUUCCUCCUCUUACCAUGUUGAACAUCCAUGAAAAUCUUUUAGAAUCACUUCUAGAAUUGCAGGCCUAUGCAGAUGUUCAGGCAGUCCUGGCAAAAUAUGAUGAUAUAAGCCUUCCAAAGUCAGCAGCCAUCUGCUACACAGCAGCGCUAUUGAAAACAAGGACCGUCUCAGAUAAAUUCUCUCCAGAAACAGCCUUCAGAAAAGGGUUAAGCACAGCAGAAAUUAAUGCUGUGGAAGCAAUUCAUAGAGCUGUGGAAUUUAAUCCUCAUGUUCCAAAACACUGGAAGCGAAUAGAAGGUGCUCUGAAUCUCUUGCAGUGUACAUGGGAAGGCACUUUUAGAAUGAUUCCAUACCCGUUAGAGAAAGGACAUCUGUUUUACCCUUACCCCAGCUGCACAGAGACUGCAGAUAGAGAGCUGUUGCCUACUUUCCAUCAUGUCUCUGUUUAUCCAAAGAAGGAGCUUCCAUUUUUCAUCCACUUCACAGCAGGACUCUGUUCUUCUACAGCAAUGAUAGCGUUUCUCACACACCAGUUUCCUGAAGUCAUGGGUGUCUUUGCUAAAGCUGUGAGUAUGGUCUCAAGGACUUGUGUGGAGUAUUUAUAAACCACGCAGGGAAGCGCCUCCGAUCUGUCAGUGCUAACCCACAGGACAGUGAAAGACACGUGUAAACAGCAAGAACUGAUUGUAAAGCUUCUGCCGUAAAUAUGUCAAACACAACUUCUGCUGAUGUGGACUGACUUCUGUUGCUUACAAGUUUAAGAGUACAAUGCUAUAACAUUAUAAAGUUGGCCUUUGUGAUUAUUCUUGGUGAUUAAUACAACAUUCCUUACCAACUAAAGAAUGAGACAGUUUUUCUUUAUUAUUAGUGUAUUUUCUUUGUUAUUUAAAAACUACUAAUUUUGUAAACAAAACUUUGGUUUUUUCAUUUAAAUGAUGUCAUGAGUUCAAAACAUUUGUUGAUUUUUAACUCAAGCAAAACUAUGGUGGGGAAUAAGUACAUGGAAGGCACAGAUGGGACAUUUCCCUGUGUGUGGCAUGUGCUUCUUAGCUCAAAGGUUCUCCUGGUUUUUGUAUCUUCAUCCUUUUGUUGACCCUUUCUGGUUCUGGCCUUAAGUAUAGACUGUGUGUCAGCCUUUAUUUUAAUUCAAGCCCUUCAAUUUUGAACUGCUUUCCUGUUUCUUGACUGAGGACUGAUUUUCUGUCUGUCUCUCUGUCUAUCUGUCUGUCUGUCUAUU